GCUCCAGAGAGGCCCAAACCAGAAACCCAUCAACAUGAAACUCAUCAGCAUGGCCCUGAUGUGUCUGCUGCUGGCUGCCAUGUGGCCACAAGAUGUGGACAGCAAGAGCAUGCACGUGGCCUCCUCUCGCUGCUGCUUCAGCUUUCUGAAGAAAAUGCCUCCCCAGAAGUCAAUCCAGUGUUACAGAGCGAUCAGCCCCUCCUGUUCCCACCGUGCUGUUGUAUUCAGGAUGAAGAAAGGUCAAGAAAGCUGUGCCAAGAGUACAGAUGCGUGGGUUCAACGUUACCUGAAGGAGGUGAAACCCUGCCUGCUGAGGUGAAGCUGAGCUCCGCCUUCCCAUCCCGGCCCCGAGACUGGAGCAUCCCUUCACUCAGUCCCCCACCCUCCAACUGCCGUCACCCUCUGCCCACUGUUACA
Molecule: messenger RNA, 417 nt
Organism: Alexandromys fortis (reed vole)
Lineage: Eukaryota; Metazoa; Chordata; Mammalia; Rodentia; Cricetidae
Gene: Ccl1
Product: C-C motif chemokine ligand 1
Exons: 3
Coding region: 35-319 (94 amino acids)
Biological process (GO): eosinophil chemotaxis; immune response
Cellular component (GO): extracellular region
Molecular function (GO): chemokine activity
Source: RefSeq, a predicted model, not a curated record